AGUUUAUGCUUUGUACUAUCUUAGCGUGAAUCAAAUAUAUACUAGUAAACUGUGGCGUGAAUUAGAUUUAUUAAUUUAUAUAUUUGUGUAUUGAGUUAGUUAGAGUUAGUUAUUAAAGUAUACUAAGAUGUCAAAAAUAGCAGAAAUACGAAUGCUGUUCGAGGCAAAAAUUAAAGACGGUAUACCGAACCCACCGGGAUCUUUCGAUCAAAGAGAUUUGGACCGAGUUAAAAGUGAUAAAUACUUGUACCGGGUACUGGAACAUUGCGAGAACAAUGUUCAGUUAGCCGUGGAGAUGCUCUUCAACCUGAUGCUGUGGCGGAAAACCAACGCCGUCAACGAAAUCACCGAAGAAAAUGUAAAUGCUGAAUAUUUACGCGACGGACUCUUUUUUCCGCGAGGACGCGAUAUCGAUAGCUGUAUCCUGUUCAUUAUGAAGUCAAAAAAAUUCGUCAAGGGCCAAAAAGAUAUGGACGCACUGAAAAAAGUUAUAAUCUACUGGUUCGAACGCUUAGAAAGGGAAGAGGAUGGCAAAAAGAUGACAUUAUUUUUUGAUAUGGAUGGUUGCGGCUUAAGUAAUAUGGACGUCGAUAUUAUUAUGUACAUGAUUACGUUAUUGAAGAACUAUUACCCAAACUUUGUGAACUAUAUUAUAGUUUUUGAACUUCCAUGGAUAUUGUCUGCGGGUUUUAAGAUAGUAAAAGGGAUUCUUCCAGCCCGAGCAGUAGAAAAAUUGCGGACCAUUAAUAAAGAUAAAUUAAAGGAUCUGGUCGCUCCAGAACAAGCUUUGGUAAGUUGGGGUGGUAAAGAUGACUAUGUAUUUAAAUUUAUUUCCGAAGGGCAGACUAAAAGCCAGGAAAGUAAAUUAGACACUGAUUAUUCUCCUGGUGAAAUGGUAAGCUUGAGUCCUUCUAAAGUACUCACAUUCAAAACUGAAAAAGAUGUAAUAAGUGCUCAUUUGACCAUCAAAAACAUGGAGGAUAGUAUAAUAUCUUUCAAAAUAAGAACAACUGCCCCAGAGAAGUAUAGUGUUAAACCGAGUUCUGGCAUCUUAACAAAUGGGUCCUCCCAAACCAUUCAUAUUAAUGUUAACUCUGGCUUUUUGAUUAAUUCUGUUGAGAAAGAUAGGUUUCUAGUUUUAUGCAUUCAGGUGCCAAAAGCGAAUUUAUCACAGAAAGAAUUGAGUGAGCUGUGGAAGAAUUCUGGUGGUAAAGCAGAUGAGUACAGAUUGAAGUGCGACUGCCAUGAAACAGAAAAAACAACUGUGACUAAAGAUGAGCCUGAUUUCCUGAAUGUUAAAUUAAGCAACCUACAAGAUAGUCACAGAAUAAUCAUGCAGAACAUCAAAGUGCUGAAGGUGUAUCAAAUAUCCACAAUGAUCCUAACAUUUGCGACUGCUCUUCUAGGAUAUUUUGUUUACACAAGCAGAAAUACACACUCAUGUGAUGCAUUAUAAUUUAAAGAUUAUGACCUUGUAGGCACUGGAGGUGAAAAAAAACUGUUGUGUCAAUUACUUAAUAUUCAAUCCUAACAGUUUGUUAUACCUUUUGACAGCAAAGUGCGAGGAUUACAUCACAUUCAAGGUUAUUUGUAAUUUGACAGAAGAUUUGGGGCCACUGAUGUGUUAUUAUUUCUACUAACACUACUAACUAAAUGUUCCACACUAUAUUAAUACCUCGAUUGUGAGAAAACCAGACAAUGCUAUUCAAUUGUUAUUGUGGCCCACCUGGGCCUCUUGGGAUUUGAAGUGUGAAGUAACAUUUUUUUAUGUUACUGACGUGAAUUUUUACUUUUGCCAAAAAUGGAUUAUGGAUGUGGUAUUUAAAAAAAGCCAUCAAUUAUUUCUAAAGUAUAUUAUGAUCAAAGAGAUAUAAUAAUUAUAUCUCUUUGAUCAUAAUAUUAUAUUUUAUUGUUUCAUAAUAAUUAUGUGGGUAAUUUGACAUACCAAUUUGAGCUAAGAGGCAAUGGGGGUGACUAUUUCCGAUAUUUUCAGUUUUCACCCUUCCUAUCAUAUUAUGAUUAAAAGUUAUACAUAAUAUUU
Aricia agestis (brown argus) is the source of this 2041-nucleotide messenger RNA. RefSeq names its product motile sperm domain-containing protein 2-like. The record is from RefSeq and is a predicted model, not a curated record. The coding region runs from base 128 to 1456 and encodes 442 amino acids. The transcript has a single exon. NCBI's taxonomy places the organism in Eukaryota, Metazoa, Arthropoda, Insecta, Lepidoptera, Lycaenidae.